CAUGCAUCGUCCAUAAUGCCGCCGCGAAUACCCAUCGCGCCGUGCCUGCGGGCAUCAAAGGCACCUUUCCCUGCGACUCAAUUCACGCUCCCUCUCCGCCCCUUCUCCGCAACCGCCGCGCCGAAGAAGACGCAUCAGAGCCAUGAUCCGUACAUCGUCGCGCAGAAGAACCGCAAGAAGGCUGCCAACCUUUCACGCCGUGCCGACUUGGAAGCUGCCAGAGUAGCAUCGCUGGGCGAUCCUGUUCGCGGAAACCCGACGCCUUUCGUCGAGUCCUUCGCUACGGCCACUCCCCUUCCGUUCGACCCAGCAAAGAAGAUGCCCGAGGACCAGACGCACCUCAAUUAUGCUUUCAGUCCAAAGGCCGUGGAGCAGCAGCUGGAGCUCAGCCGAAAACUUGCGGUGCCAUUAGACGAAGCGAGGCCGCAAGCGGCGGCAGCUCCUACGGGCCCUCUCGGCAUCAACUACGGUGGAAGAUCAGAGGAAGCGGCGCCUGUAAUUUCCCAGGAAGAGAUUGAAGCCCAACGGAUCAAGGACCACGAGCGUGCUACCGAGGCCAUCAAGCGCAUCACGGCGCUCGAGAACUCCAGCUCAAAGGACAGAAUGCGCGUCAACAUUGCGCGCUGCGUCAGCACGUUCGGCCGCCACAACACCGACAAGAUUCUCCCGCCUCGCGCGCCACCGCUACGCGCUGUCAAUUCCACGAAGCCGCACCGUAAGCGUCCCGCGACGAACGAGAAGGAACUAGCUACGCGCAUCGGCGCUGACACGGGGUCUUCUGAGGUCCAAAUCGCCAUCUUGACCGCGAAGAUCAAGACGGUUGCGGACUUCCUCCAGACACGAGGCAAGGGCGACAAGCACAACAAGAGGAAUCUGAGGCUGCUGGUGCACAGGCGACAGAAGUUGUUGCAGUAUCUGAGGAGAAAGGAGCGGGGUGGGCCGAGGUGGCAACACUGCAUUGAGACAUUAGGACUGACUGAGGGUACCUGGAGGGGUGAGAUCAGCCUGUAAGAUACCAUGUGGGAAGAGACCUUUAGAUCCUGUAUAUUCACUUGUACGACAUACAAUCCAAGCAUCAAGCGUUGAAUUUCUG
Messenger RNA from Paraphaeosphaeria sporulosa, 1093 nucleotides. RefSeq lists its product as uncharacterized. The transcript has 2 exons. Gene Ontology annotation, cellular component: ribosome. NCBI's taxonomy places the organism in Eukaryota, Fungi, Ascomycota, Dothideomycetes, Pleosporales, Didymosphaeriaceae. The record is from RefSeq and is a predicted model, not a curated record. Gene Ontology annotation, molecular function: structural constituent of ribosome. Gene Ontology annotation, biological process: translation. Bases 16 to 1011 code for a protein of 331 amino acids.